GAACUUGCAGCUUUACAACAACAACAAAACCUACUGAAAAUACUGGCUGAAAAACAGGAACAAUUACGUGCUCUUCAAGGUAGACAGGAUGCUCUGGUAGCUAUGCAUAAAGAAGCAGAGAAGAAACUACAUAUAGCACAAAAUAAAGAGAACAAAGCUAAAGCAGCAGUAAAAACAGCAUCUGAAGCUGUACGUCAUGCCAGUAAUAGUAAUCCUAAUUUAACACCCACUGAUGAUGUAGAAGAGGACCCUGAAGCAGAGUUAUCAUCUACCCAAACUCAACUAGAACAACUUGUGAGGAUGAAAAACAGACUUGAAAUGUUAAAAAAUGCCUCCACAGAACUGGCACUCUAUAGACUACAGUUUUUAUCCGAUCUUGAUGAAACUUGA
Molecule: messenger RNA, 390 nt
Organism: Lottia gigantea (owl limpet)
Lineage: Eukaryota; Metazoa; Mollusca; Gastropoda; Lottiidae
Exons: 3
Source: RefSeq, a predicted model, not a curated record